GCUGGGAGGAGGCCAACAAUGGAGGCAUCCUGGGGUGCUGUCUCUUUUCAAUCUGGUGUGGAGCACAGAGGACGCGAGGCUGUUUGGACACACUGAGUACUCACCGGCCUCCCCCUUUUGUCUGCCAGCCCAGCUUGACUCCUUGGGUUUGUGAAUAGCUUCAUCCACCUCAGGGAGGAGCUGGACGACUGGGCCAGGCUGUCUCUGCAGUGCCUCACAGGCCCAUGCCUCAGCUGGCGUCCUUCCCAGGGCCGGGAGGCCAGGGCCAUCGGAUGGGCCUCCUGUCCAUGCUCCUGGCUCUCUUUGGCAUUGCCUGGACAGAAGUGUGGCCACUCCAGCUCCCAGAGCAGGCUCCAGCGCCGGGAGCCCUGAGCAGAAAGGAGAGUUUCUUGCUACUGUCCCUGCACAACCGCCUGCGCAGCCGGGUACAGCCCCCAGCGGCCAACAUGCGAAGAAUGGACUGGAGUGAGAACCUGGCUCAGCUGGCUCAAGCCAGGGCAGCCCUCUGUGGCAUGCCAGCCCCAGCCCUGGCAUCUGCCCCACGGCGCACCCCACAAAUGGGCUGGAACAUGCAGCUGCUGCCCAUAAGCUCCGUGUCCUUCCCUGAGGUGAUCAACCUCUGGUUUGCAGAGGGGCAGUGGUACAGCCACGAGGCAGCCGAGUGUGCCCAAAAUGCCACCUGCACACACUACACUCAGCUCGUGUGGGCCACCUCAAGCCAGCUGGGCUGCGGGCGACAUCCGUGCUCUGUGGGCCAGGCAGCGAUGGAAGCCUUUGUCUGUGCCUACUCCCCUGGAGGCAACUGGGAGGUAAAUGGAAAGACAAUUGUCCCCUACAAGAAGGGCGCCUGGUGCUCACUCUGCACAGCCAGCGUCUCGGGCUGCUUCAAAGCCUGGGACCACACAGGGGGGCUCUGUGAAGUCCCCAGAAACCCAUGUCGCAUGAGCUGCCGGAACCAUGGCCAUCUCAACAUUAGCACCUGCCACUGCCACUGUCCUCCUGGCUAUACCGGCAGAUACUGCCAAGUGAGGUGCAGCGUGCAGUGCAUACACGGCCACUUCCGGGAAGAGGAGUGCUCCUGUGUCUGCGACGUGGGCUACAGCGGAGCCCAGUGUGCCACCAAGGUGCACUUUCCUUUCCAUACCUGUGACCUGAGGAUCGAUGGGGACUGUUUCACUGUGUCUUCGGAGGCAGACACCUAUUAUGGAGCCAAGAUUAAAUGCCAGGGAAAGGGUGGGGCGCUAGCCCAGAUUAAGAGCCAGAAAGUGCAGGACAUCUUGGCCUUCUACCUGGGCCGCCUGGAGACCACCAACGAGGUGACCGACAGUGACUUUGAGACCAGGAACUUCUGGAUUGGGCUCACCUACAAGAUGGCAAAGGACUCCUUCCGCUGGACCACAGGGGAGCACCAGUCUUUCACCAGUUUUGCCUUCGGUCAGCCUGACAACCACAGGUGCCAGGGAACUCAGGGUAUACCUGAUGCGGGCCCAGGGCUGAGUGAGGGAGAAGGCACAUCACAAGAGAGAGAGGGAACCUAAGAAGGUCACAUCCAUCUACCUAUCCCUAUCAUCCCCCCUGCUGUCCCUCUACCUGCCACCCACUAGCCCCUCCCUCGGCCAGCCUACCUGCCCUCUUCCUGCCUCAAGACACUGACUCCAGCACUCUGCAGCUGUCUGUCCCUGCAUCCUUCAUGCAUACAAUCAUCCAUCUGCUGUCCUAUACCAAGGAAUUUCCAGUUAUGUGGCUUUGUCCUGAUUUGUGAAGCCCAAGAAUGCCCAGGGCACAGGUGGUAAGGGAGGAGGAGAGGCUGCAUGGUCACCAGGGGCUCCAAAUAUCUCCCCAGCCCUCCUCGCUGGCAGCCAGGCCUGAUCAGGCUCCUGGCAUCUCUUCUGCUGAGACAGAAGGAGGUGACCCUCUUUGUCCCAGGCCCUCCCCACUGGCUUGUGUGGCUGAGCACUGCCAUGGUGAGGGAUUUGGUGAUACUGCCUGGCUUCCCUGAGAACAGCUGCAGUGCCCCAGAAGCAGCUUGGGGGUGGAGCCGGUAGAUGCAGAUGGCCCAACAGGCUAGUCACCUAGACACACCUGGACUCCUAAUUUUGUCCCACCACCCGGUGCACCCCUACCCUGGACCCCAGGUUUGGCAACUGUGUAGAGCUGCAGGCAUCAUCUGCCUUCAACUGGAAUGACCAACGCUGUAAAACUCGAAACCGUUACAUCUGCC
This is a messenger RNA of Octodon degus (degu), 2221 nucleotides long. RefSeq names its product C-type lectin domain family 18 member A. Gene Ontology annotation, molecular function: polysaccharide binding. NCBI's taxonomy places the organism in Eukaryota, Metazoa, Chordata, Mammalia, Rodentia, Octodontidae. The record is from RefSeq and is a predicted model, not a curated record. The coding region runs from base 225 to 1538 and encodes 437 amino acids. The transcript is spliced from 11 exons.